Messenger RNA from Erinaceus europaeus (western European hedgehog), 5269 nucleotides. It is a transcript of the gene FOXN2, whose product is annotated as forkhead box N2. The coding region runs from base 152 to 1459 and encodes 435 amino acids. The record is from RefSeq and is a predicted model, not a curated record. Lineage: Eukaryota; Metazoa; Chordata; Mammalia; Eulipotyphla; Erinaceidae. Gene Ontology annotation, cellular component: nucleus. Gene Ontology annotation, molecular function: cis-regulatory region sequence-specific DNA binding; DNA-binding transcription factor activity. The transcript has 6 exons. Gene Ontology annotation, biological process: regulation of DNA-templated transcription.
CGCAGCUGCUGCUGCCUGCUCGUUGCCGCGUCUUCCCGGAGGCGGCUGCUGGAAGCCGCCGAGAGCAGCUGGGGGCUCUGCCAUAUUGUGUCUUCUUCAGUCGGUCCCUCGCCUCCCCGUUGCAGCGGCCGAGCUGACGAAUUUUGAGUAAAUGGGUCCAGUAAUUGGAAUGACUCCAGAAAAGAGAGCUGAAACUCCAGGAGCUGAAAAAGUUGCAGGAUUAAGCCAGAUUUACAAAAUGGGAAGCUUGCCUGAAGCUGUUGAUGCUGCCAGACCUAAGGCCACUCUAGUGGACAGUGAAUCAGCAGAUGAUGAGCUUACAAACUUGAACUGGCUUCAUGAAAAUACUAACCUUCUAACAAAUUUCAGCUUUGGAAACGAGGGCCUUCCAUUUGUUAGCCCACUGUAUGACAUAGAGGGAGAUGAUGCUCCGUCCUUUGGACCAUCUUGCUACCAGACAACAGAAAAAAAAUCAGCAACUUCAAAGCCCCCAUUUUCCUUUAGUCUUCUCAUAUAUAUGGCUAUUGAACACUCUCCAAAUAAAUGCUUGCCUGUCAAAGAAAUUUAUAGCUGGAUAUUGGACCGAUUCCCAUAUUUUGCCACUGCACCGACAGGCUGGAAGAAUUCUGUUCGACAUAAUCUGUCCCUGAAUAAAUGUUUUCAGAAAGUAGAACGAAGCCAUGGCAAGGUUAAUGGAAAAGGUUCCUUAUGGUGUGUCGAUCCAGAAUAUAAACCCAACCUCAUGCAAGCACUGAAGAAACAGUCUUAUUUUUAUACCCCUCCUGCAUCUCCACAAAGUGAUUCUUUAUCACCUCACUACUUAAGUUCUAUACUCAAUCAGAGCCAGGUGCGAACCCUCAAAGAGUCUGACAUUGAUGCUGCCACUGCAAUGAUGCUUUUAAACACUUCUAUAGAACAAGAAAUUUUAGAAUGUGAGAAGACCCUUCCUCUUAAAUCAGCAAUGCAGAAGAAAAGAAGUUAUAGUAAUGCAUUUAAUCACACCAAUACUGUGCGGUUACAAGAGAGUAAUUCUUUAGCCACCAGCAUUGAUCCAAAAGAAGACCACAACUACAGUGCCAAUACCAUAGCAGCACAGCGCUGUGCAUUCAGGUCUAGUGUCUCUUCCUUGUCUUCUAUGGAUGAAGUAUUUGAGCUUAUCCCAAAGAGCAGCCAUGUUGGAAGUGAUGGCAGUGAAGGAUUUCAUAGUGAAGAAGAUACAGAUGGAGAUUUUGAAGAUGAUCCUCUUGGAGACAGUGGCUAUGCAUCACAAGCUUGUGCAAACAAUACCUCUGAAAAAGUGCAGCCUGGCAAAAAGAUUCAAAAACAGUUAUGUCAGGAAAUAGAUGAUGAGCUUAAGGAGGCAGCUGGAUCUCUGCUCCACCUUGCUGGAAUUCGUACAUGUCUAACUUCCCUAAUAAGUACUGCAAAGACACAAAGUCAGAAGCAGCGAAAAAAAUAGAAAUACUUAAUUAGUAUAAAAUCAUUUUUAAAUGUGGCAAUACUCUUCUAAUGAAUUCUUUACAGGGGAUAUCAAAGCCAUAAUGGACUUCUUUUGUUUCAGGGUUAGAGGUGGGGUCCGAAUUACUUAUUUCUUUCAAUUCAUUUUUUAAUUUUUAUUUUAAAAAUUGCUGUUAACAUCAUGCCCAACCAUACUAUGAUGCGAAGUCCUAAGAGAGUAAUUUUUGUCAUAAGUAGCUCCAACAUUUGUUUAAAAAAAUAUACAUAUAUAUGAAAAAACACCUAGUUUCUGUCUUUAAAAUUUGUAGGAAAAGAUUUUAUCAAUAUUGCAAAAUGCAAGAAUUAGCAGCUGUUGAUUUUUUUUUUAAUUUUCCUUCCUAGUCUGUAAUUAACUAUACAGCCAAUUACUGGAUAAAUGCUUAAUUUAUCUACUCUCCUGACAUAUAAUCCAAUAUGAGAUUUUAUUAUUUUUGCCUUAAUUUUUGUUUUUAAUUACUUUUUUGUUGAAUCAUGAACAAAGUUGAAGGUAAGUUGGGAAAUGUAUAGAUGCUCAGAAGGUUCAUUUUUAUUUCAUAGGGAGAGAAUACAAAAAAGAAUUCUAAGGUUUAGAGAAAGUAAUUUGUGAUAUCAUUUCUUCUAAGAACACUCCAAUUCCUAUUGCAAUAUUUUAAAUUUUGUUUCACUUCUUGAAUAUUGCAAGGUUUUUAUCCUUUUUUUUUUUUUUUUCUUUACCAUAUGGCCAGUUUAAAUUUUAGUUUCUGUUUUUAUUGAGUAGAAAAUAUUGAAUGGGUGGUCUGGGAGGUGACACAGUGGAUAAAGCAUUGGAUUCUCAACCAUGAGGUCCUGAGUUCAAUCCCUGGCAGCACAUGUACCAGAGUGAUAUCUGGUUCUUUUUCUCCUAUCAUUCUCAUGAAUAAAUAAGUAAAUUCUUUAAAAGAAAAGAAAGAAAAAAAAAAGAAAAGAAAAGAUCCAAUGGGAUGCUAUAGCCAUAAAAUGUGUUAGGGGAAACACUCACUUUGACACAUUUUUUGCAAUAAGAAUCUUUCCUUUGCUUGUUAAAUGUACUGUAGUCUGAGAAUCUUGUAAUAGGAAUGGAGAAUAAACUAACAAACCUCUUAUAGCACCAUAAAUGAAGGUAGGUAAUUUAGGAAAAAAUAUCUGUUCAGGUUUUACAUGAACUUUGUUUGUAUGUGUAUCUAAUUAAAUUUAAAAAGAUUUUAAUUUAAAAAUUCAUAUUAAGUUAGAUCUUGUACAGCACAUCCUUUAGGAGAAUCAGUGUAAUACCUAUUGUAUGCCAUUAUUCCAUGAGAAAAUAUUUUCUAUUAUAGUCCCAGGCAUUCCUUGACGAAGACAUUUUAAGUAUUUCAACAAAACUACUUGAAGACUUUGUUAUCAUGUGUAUAGUUUUACUAUAUUAUUCAGAGGAAAUUAAUAGAACUAAAUUUAGUCAUAUAUUUUUAAAUAAUAUGGACACAGCUUUCCAAAACUUCAGUUCUAUCUCUAGCUCAUGCUAAUUCUGGUUCAUAAACUUUGUUUUUACUUUAUAUGAUUCCAUACUUGUAUAUGCAUACAUAAUCAUAGAACCAUGAUUUUUGCUUAUUAUUUUCAGCUGUUUCUAUGGCUAUAAUUUGUAUAUGGAUAUUUUAAGAUGUAUACUUUUUUAAUUUCCAAAUUUAUUUGGACAAAAAUAUCAUGAAAAUAUCUUUUCAUUUGGCAGUACUAUAACCCAGGGAUGAUUUAUUAUUAUCUGUCCUGUUGUUAUGUUAGCAAUGUAAUUGAACCUGGGUAGCCACAUUAAACUGGUGCUCUUAAAAUAGGUGUGUGUGUGGGGGGGUGUUGCUUUGUUUUAAUUUUUUUUUUCUCACUGUUGAUAAUGACAAGUUAUCCAAGUGUGAUGGCUUUGACUACAGUAAAGUGAUUAUGAAAAACAUUUUGAUAACAUAGUAUUGCUAAGCUAUAUACAGUGCCAUUCUGAAUAGACCUAGGCAAUAGUGUCUCAGUGAUCUGGCUAUAAUUAGUAUUUCCCACUGAAAUUCAAUACCUCAAAUGUUCUCUUUGUAAGUAAAAGAAAAUAAUCCAAGCUAAGUAGUAGUAGAAUUGUUUGUAAUUAUAACAGGAAUCUUCAAAGUCUUGUCUUGAUAUAAGCAACAAGAGCCUCUUUCAACUUGAGUUUUCUCUCCCUCCUCUUCUGUUGUUCCCACAACUUUAAAACUGAAUCUCUAGCAAAACCAUAAAUACUUUUGCACUGAAAAAUAACAGAAAUAAAUUAGACAACAUUUUACACAUCGUUAUUGAACCAAAUUCAGUGUUACUCUCCAUUUGCUAGUAGAACAAAAUAGUUAUUUUUAAGGGGAAGAACCUUUUUUAAGUUAUGGUCCCUCAUUAUUGAUCCCAUAAUACCAUGAUUCCCCUCCUCAAGUGUGUUAAGAUAAAAGCAUGGUUAAUCAUCACCCAACUAAAGUAAUUUCUCAUCCUAAGAAACAGAAAUUUUACUUUCAACAAUAUGUUAGUAACAUUUUUCCAUAAUAAAGCAAUUUGGCAGUGCCAAAGAGACUGUAUUUUCCAACAAAUUUUAAAACUGGUUUAAACUUAAUAAUAAUUUGUGUUACAUCAAAAUAUAAAAAUCAUGUUACUUACUGAUUCCAGAUUUUAAUACAGCUACAGUGAAAGUUUUGACUCAGUGCAAUUAAUCUUUAUCUUUCAUAUCCCAAAUAGAAUCAGUGUUCUUGAAAGUUAUUUGUGCAAUAUAUUGCUAAAUUACUUAAUAUUUUGCUUUGAAAAUUCACACAGAAUGUUAUUUGUAUUCAUGGGAAUGCUGAUUUUUUUUGGUGGAUUGCCUCCUUGUUUCCAACUUUGAGCCCUUUUGGGUGGGUGGGGAGUGUCUAUAUAGGCAGCAUGACUUCUCUUAGAUUUCUUUGUUUAUAGCAAAGUCUAAAAUAAUGUAUUUUUUUUCACUACGUUCUGAGGCAUUAUAUCAGUAUAAAGGAUUCAUGCUAGAUGAUCAGUUAAAGUUAUGGUAGCACUAAUUCAAAGCUAGAGGAAGUGUUGAGGGAAUAUAUGUGUGUUGGUAGAGUAGGAGGCUUUUCUCAGCAAGUAACUGGAUAUGAAUACUUCACAAAGCUGUAAAGACUAUAUUGUCUUAAAUCCUACAGUAAAUUGACCUUUGUGAAGAACAUAGUAUUUAAUGAAACUUUGAGGCUUUCUAGUUUACAUAUAUUUUUCUUUUUUAUUUUUGCUAAUGUGUCAGAUUUGAUUGAAGCAAAGUUCACUUAAGUAUGCUAAUAAUGCAGUAAAGAUAUUUAUUGAAAGACUGUAGAUUAUCUUAAUGUUUUCUUGCCAUUUUUUUCUUAAAGCACAUUUUUUGCAUCUAACUGCCAGUGCCAUUAUCAACUUUUUUAAUUGUUGUACAUUUAUUAUUAAACUAAGUGCUUAAUUUUAAAAUAUUGUUGCCAUCACAUGGUGUAUAAAAUGUAUAAUUACCAAGUCAUUGUACCUAUUAUUUAUUUUUAAAUGAAAGUAUAAGAAUAAUUUCUGACUUAAGAAAUUUGAGUUUCCUUUUAACCAUUUCCUUAUUUUCUUUUCCGAUGUAGCAUAAAAGUUGCCCUGAGUUUGAGUUAUAACUGCCAGUACAUGACCAGUCACAGGUGAACCACUUCUCAGUUGCCAGUCUUUACUAAUAAUAAUUUAAAAAGUUAACAAAUGUUUAGUUUUUGUAUCUAAUCUCUAAUUAUUAAAACGUUAUAAAAUUUAUUUUUACCAAAGAGAUGUUCAUUAUGAUGAAGUAUUGCAGAAUAAACUUUGUUUUAUAACA